Aspergillus steynii IBT 23096 is the source of this 2421-nucleotide messenger RNA. RefSeq names its product Zn(II)2Cys6 transcription factor domain-containing protein. Gene Ontology annotation, biological process: regulation of DNA-templated transcription. Bases 454 to 2232 code for a protein of 592 amino acids. Gene Ontology annotation, molecular function: zinc ion binding; DNA-binding transcription factor activity, RNA polymerase II-specific. The record is from RefSeq and is a predicted model, not a curated record. Lineage: Eukaryota; Fungi; Ascomycota; Eurotiomycetes; Eurotiales; Aspergillaceae. The transcript is spliced from 2 exons.
GUCAGCAUAGCAUCAGAAUGCAUCUCUUUACAGCGGCGUUUUUGAUGGCUGGCGUUGCGCACGGGCAGAGCACCAGUGCCGCUGUCCCCACCGCAACGAUGUCGACAUCACUCGUUCUGUCCAGGCGUCAAAUGUCCCAGACGAUACAGAAAUUCAGUUAAUCAGCGACCCGCUCGAGACUUGUUUUAUCAAAGUCAACAAUCCCAGUCGAUGUGAAGGCCAUGGACGCUUGGCACAGCGGUGUCUGCCCGCUUUCACAGGCAUCAAGGCACCAAGGCACCACGGCACCACGGCACUCGGUCGCAUCCCACGAAAAACUGUCGCGCGGCAUCAGCAACUUUGUUUUCAUUCCCUCUUUCCCCCAAAUCAUCCUCUUCCCGUCAUCCCCUCGUCCUACAUCCGAUGAUGCAUAUUCUCUGGAGGAGCGGACCAAAGUGAACCCACCACGGCGCGAUGUUUCCAGAGGAUGACUCCAUCCGGCCUCUCAGAUCCCGACUGGGAUGCAAAACCUGCAAAGCCCGGCGAGUGAAAUGUGGCCAGGAGAAGCCCACCUGCGUGCGAUGCAGCAGCACCGGUCGCCAGUGCGAAUAUCGUCGUGCAACCACGCGCACCUUUUCAUCCGCUCCGGCCACGCGGACGGUGCUCGAUCACCCUCUGUCCUCCUCGCCCAACACCGUCUGGCGAGAGCGGCGCGCCUUUGCCUACUACUUCCAUCGGGCCGCCGUAUCCGUGGGCGGCGAACUGGAUGUCGACUUCUGGCGCUCGAUCAUCCCGCAGGUCUGCCGAGCCGAACCGGCGGUGUGGGAUGCCAUGAUCGCUCUCAGCUCGCUGCUGGAGAGCCCCGAACUCUGUCCGGACGUGAUCGCCUUCCGCCGACCGCAUCCCCACAGCCUCAAUGAUAAGCAACGAGACGCGCUAGGCUGGUACUCGCGCUCCGUAGCGGCCGUUCGCCGUCACCUCGAGACCGGCGGCGUCGACAUCUUCGUGGGCCUGGUCACCUGCGUCCUGUUCAUUUGCAUCGAGGCUCUCAUGGGAGGCCUACCCGAGGCCGUGCAACUCUAUGAUCAGGGGGUCCGUCUCAUUCUCGCUCUGCGCAGCCAAAUCGCCUGCGGUCUGGUAUCGGAGGCCCGGGCUUCCUUGCUGGAGGACACAAUCGUCCCCAUCUUUGUUCGACUCGGAAUGCUAUCGACACGUAUCGUCGCGCUCCCCGUGAGUGCUCUCUUGACCGAGACCAAACACCCCUUGACGCCAUGGUUUCCUUCUCUGAAGGCGGCCCGGGAGGCGAUUGUUGCCCUCGCUGCAGAGGUCCAGCUUUUCGAAGAGACAUGCAACGGGUAUCUCCUUGCCUCGAGUGCAACCCAGGUCACCGAAGAGCUCAUGAUGCGGCAACAGAACCUGUCUACGAGGCUGGAAGGCUGGCACUCGGCCUUCACUAAAUUCAUGAAUUCGUCAUCGGCGACGGACCUCCCGCCACAUCAGCGAAUCAGCAUCGGUGCUUUGCUCCUGACAUACUACGACAUGUCAUUUGUGAUCCUCGUAGUCUGUGUGUCACGGUCCCGGAUCGCCCACGACGCGUGCCUGCAGAACUUCCGAAAUAUCGUCGAGCAGUCAAGUAUCGUUCUGAAUGACCUGGCGCCGGGGGGCGGCACGGCACCGUCGUUCACGUGUGAAAUCGGCGUCGGCUUUCCCCUGUGGUUCACCUGCCUCCGAUGCAGCGAUCCGACCACCCGACGCACGGCACUCGCUCUGCUCCGGCGAGCGCACCGGGUGCAGGGAUUUAAUAACCGCGACCACGGGGCCAUGGUGGGGAAGUGGGUGAUCAUGCUCGAAGAAACGUACGGGAUGGCGCUGAGUGCCGCCCAAGCUAGGCGUGGUGCCAUAGCCUUGGGGUCCCGGGAUGCUACCAAUGAGGAACGCUCUCAAUCCCAAGAGAUGGACGACCUCAGCAGCCUCCUCGGCAGCCUGGACAUCAAAUUGGCCGCAGGUGCUAGCCCGUCUGCAGCGAUCCAACCUAUAGCGCCGUCGGCAGACCUCGUCCCAGAAGAGGCCCGCAUCCGACCACACGGGGUAUUUCGGCCACGAGAUGGGUUUCCUCAGGGGACAAGCGAGGCCGACCUCACGCGGUGGAGCCGAAGCUCGGAUCAAACGUUCUUGCAGUUCUCGAGGACGGUGCACGAUCGGUCGAACGAUACUUGGCAGGUGAUCUAUAGUUAUAUUCCCAUCGAUUUCUAGCCAUCGACUGCGGCGUAGAAAAGUUCCACUUGUCGAGUUGGGCUUCGGCGGGGAUUUUACGAAGUAUGACUCGGAUGAGCACCAGAUUGUCGACCCGGCAGACCACGGAGUAAGUUAUAGCCAAGAGCGAGCUGUUUUGUGUGUAUUGCGUACUUGAAUCCUCCAGCCCACCACAGCGUAGAAGGAGAC